AUGAAUUCCCAAACCUUCAUCCUCCCAGAUCUACUCGCCAACUGGCCUUUCAAAUGUACUCGCAACCCCCUCGCAGACAAAAUUGUACUAGCCAGUGCGGCUUGGAUAGAAAGCUAUAAUAUUUUCGAUGCAAGGGCCCAAAAGGCUUUCAACCGCUGCAACUUCGGAUUGUUCACUUCGCUGGCGUACCCCGAUGUUUCUGCCGCACAUCUUCGCACCUGUGCAGAUCUCAUGAAUUUCUUUUUUGUCUUUGACGAGCUGAGCGACGAAGCCAAUGGCCCCACUGUACGGAAACAAGCUGCCGAUAUUAUGUAUGCUCUGAGGCAUCCAUACGCACCUCCUCCUCCGGGCGAGACCAUUCUUGGUGAAAUGGCGAGAUGUUUUUGGCGGAAAGGCCUACAACAAGCACACAUCACCCCAACCUCAGGCCGGCGUUUCAUUGCGGAUUUUGACGAAUAUACACAUGCCGUUUGCCAACAGGCAGAAGAUCGAGAUUGUGGUCGGACUCGGAAUCUUAGCGAUUACCUAACACUUCGUCGAGGUACAAUUGGCGUACGGCCCUCCUUUGACUUCUUCAUCCUGACGGAUGACGUGCCCGACGAGGUCGUUAAGCACCCACAGGUCGAAAAAUUGGUGCAAGCUGCGAUUGAUAUGACAAUUAUUGCCAACGCUGCCACUUCUCCAUUCACGUUGCAGGACAUUUAUUCGUAUAACGUGGAGCAGUCUCGGGGAGACGAUGCGCAUAAUAUUGUAGCAGUGACAAUGAUGGAGAAGGCGCUCGACAUCCAAGGUGCAAUGGACUUCGUUGGGAGAAGGUACCAUCAGAUUGCUCGGACGUUCGUGGACGACAUGAAACAUGUUCCUACGUUUCCGGGUCCGAUAGGGAAAAUAUUGCGCCAGUAUGUGUUCGGAUUGGGGAUCUGGGUGACGACAAACAUAGAGUGGUCGUUUGCAGGGGAAAGAUAUUUUGGAAACGCUGGACCAAGUAUUAAGGUCCACAGGAGAGUCAAACUGCUGCCAAAACGGAAAUAGACGGAAUACACUGACCUGAGAUUUCCAACAAUAGCACACAUAUGAAGCAGAGUGAUCUCGAGAUAACAAGGGAUUUAUUCCUUUAAAGGGAAAGGCCAGUUUAACUUGGGGGGUUUUCCGACAUCGAAAGAUUUUCCUAAAGUAUUGGCACGCAUUGCAUGUUUACCUCAAAAAUAUCACUGUGAUGGUUACCCUAGUGAAAAGACUCGGCCUUGGUCGGUGUCCAACAUUACAC
Messenger RNA from Guyanagaster necrorhizus, 1267 nucleotides. Its product is annotated as terpenoid synthase. Lineage: Eukaryota; Fungi; Basidiomycota; Agaricomycetes; Agaricales; Physalacriaceae. Bases 1 to 1032 code for a protein of 343 amino acids. The record is from RefSeq and is a predicted model, not a curated record. The transcript is spliced from 4 exons. Gene Ontology annotation, molecular function: terpene synthase activity.